CCACAAUCAAUUGCUGCUGAUAGAGUAGGGCUUUUUUCUGUUAUUUCCUUGUUUAAGUUGCGCGCAGUAGGAGACCUGUCGUCUCGGCCAGGACAUAUAGCCUUUUCCUCAUCUCUUCUUCCCCAUAAUCAUUUGAUCUUCUGCAACACCAAUUCGACACAGUUAGGUGGUAUUGAGAAUUGCAUCUCAGCUUCAAAAUGGCCGGUUUCGAAGGGUAUGAAAAGCGGCUGGAGAUCAUUUUCCGUCAGCCGCCUGUGUUUGCUGACCCUGAUAGCAAGGGUCUGAGGGCCCUCUCUCGUGCCCAGAUUGAUGAAUUCCUUUCUGCUGCUGAAUGCACCAUAGUGGACAGUUUGUCCAACAGCGCUUUGGAUUCCUAUGUGCUGUCCGAAUCCAGCCUUUUUGUUUAUCCUUACAAGGUCAUCAUCAAGACUUGUGGGACAACCAAGCUUCUGCGCUCCAUUCCCAUCAUAUUGAAGCAUGCUGGUACCUUGUCCCUUGCUCCUAUCUCAGUCAAAUAUUCCCGUGGGACGUUCAUUUUCCCUGGGAAUCAGCCUUCUCCUCACACAAGUUUUACGGAGGAAGUUGUUGUGCUGAACAACCAUUUCGGGAAGUUGUUUGGUAAGCCUGGGAAUGCUUAUGUCAUCAAUGGUGGCAAUCCUGCCCAUGAUUGGCACAUCUACUGGUCGUCCGUGGAGUCCAUAACUCCUUUGCCACUCACUGUGGAAAUGUGCAUGACCAACCUGGACAGGGAGCGGGCAUCUGUAUUCUACAAGAACUUUGAAGGCCCAGCGAAGUCCAUGACUGACGCUUCAGGAAUCCGCAGCAUCCUUCCCGGCUUUGAUAUCAAUGACUUUGAGUUUGAGCCUUGUGGAUAUUCCAUGAAUUCAAUCAAGGGCAAGGCCUUGUCGACUAUUCAUGUCACUCCAGAAGAUGGUUUCAGCUAUGCAAGCUUUGAGUUUGUGGAUGCAAUAGGCUCUAAGAAAAUAAAGAAUGCAGCAGAGCUAGAGGCGCUAAUCGACCGUGUGUUGGAAUGUUUCGGGCCAGAAGAGUUUUCAUUGGCCAUUCAUUGUGACUACAGCAGCUUGAUGGCAAUGUUGUCAGAGAAGAAUGGGAUGUUGGGCUAUGCAUGCGAGAAAUUGGUGGUGCAGGAACUCUCUGGUGGAGGUUGCCUGAUAUACCAGAGUUUCUCUGGAAAGUCGGGGUGCUGUAGCCCAAAAUCCAUUCUCAACAAGUGGGUUGAUUGAUGUCAUCAAUGUAGAAACCGGCCACGACCAAUGAAGUUUAUGUGUUGCGAAGAUGAUCAGAGGAUUGUGUGGAAGGGGAAGGUGUAUGCUCUGGCCGAGCAAAGACUAUCUUUGUUGCAGCAUCGCUGCUUAUCCUUACCAUGUGUUUGCGUCGUUUACUAGUAUAGUAGUAAUGUGGUCUCCUCUAGUUUGGAGAAUAAAUAAGAAAUGCGCAACUGCAGAUGUUAUGAAGAUUGUAAGGACCCUCUGGUCCAUGAGUUUGGUGGUUUGCUAUUUCUGUUCGAGUUUUCAUGUUUGAAUAAUUGGGCAGCUAGUUCCUUCUGAAGCCUGCCCAUAUUGCCUUUGUUAUUGUGUGUCUAGUCAAUCAAUACUAUUGCUACUUUAAUA
Nymphaea colorata (pocket water lily) is the source of this 1631-nucleotide messenger RNA. RefSeq names its product S-adenosylmethionine decarboxylase proenzyme-like. Lineage: Eukaryota; Viridiplantae; Streptophyta; Magnoliopsida; Nymphaeales; Nymphaeaceae. The transcript has a single exon. Gene Ontology annotation, biological process: spermine biosynthetic process; spermidine biosynthetic process. The record is from RefSeq and is a predicted model, not a curated record. Gene Ontology annotation, cellular component: cytosol. Gene Ontology annotation, molecular function: adenosylmethionine decarboxylase activity. Bases 198 to 1244 code for a protein of 348 amino acids.